This is a messenger RNA of Priceomyces carsonii, 1188 nucleotides long. RefSeq lists its product as uncharacterized. Lineage: Eukaryota; Fungi; Ascomycota; Pichiomycetes; Serinales; Debaryomycetaceae. The transcript has a single exon. Gene Ontology annotation, cellular component: anaphase-promoting complex. The coding region runs from base 1 to 1188 and encodes 395 amino acids. The record is from RefSeq and is a predicted model, not a curated record.
AUGAGUAAUAAGCAUGCGAAGUACAACCUUCCUAGGUUCCGAAGAAUUUCUUCACAUUCAGUGGAUAUUGAUACUACUCGUACGGUCAGUUCUUCAUCAUCAUCAAUGAUCAGUACUCCAAGCAAUCAUAUUCGAAGAUUUAGACAAAAUCAAGAUCAAAUCCAGGGUGCUCAAGGUCAGAACCACAUUAGAGUACCGCUGCAAAAACAACAGAUUCAUAGACAGCAAAGUCAACUGCUGCACUUUCCCGUCCUGGGACAAAAUGAACAGCAUCAGAGGCACCUUGGUCAGCACAAACCCAUAAAAGGUAGCAGUCUAGUCCGAACAAAGCUUCUUAAUUUACAGGGAACGAGGAAAAGAAUAGUUUCAGAUGAGCAUCCGAAUAGUUCGGUACAAGGAUUCAUAUUGCAUAAACCCUUGAAUAUGAAUCUAUACGACUACUCUGUCUUUACUCACUACGCCGAUGGCACAGACUUACAGCAUGGAGAUAAUCUUCCUCCAGCGGUCAAAGAGGCUCAAAUUAGAGCAUGGGAGUCUGCCGAGAAGGUCAGCUACAAUUUAAUAUUUGAUGAGCUGUCAGACUCUUCGGAUGAUGAAGAAAUAAUCGGCGAUAUUCCGGGAUACACAAGAGGCGAAGUCUCAAUAAUUCUCAAGAAGUUUGGAGAGAAGCAAGUGCUAGAUGAAGAGGAAGAAAAGAAGCUACUUUGGGAGUACAGACAGAAACAUCAAGCUAAUCAGGAGAAAACAUUUUCUCAAUAUCUGUCCUUGGCAGGCAAGAGGAAGAUCCAGAUAUCACAGAAGAAGGACCUACUUCACAGGAUUUUUGGAUACAGUAACAAUAUUAAUCAAGAAUAUAUGACUAAUAAUUCUUCUUAUUCCACAUUGGACAAUGUGUCAAGUACCCAAAAGGCAUUUCACGAAGACAAGGAUGAAAUAAACCUGUUAUUGGCAGAAGAUAAAGCAUACAAGCAAUCCAUACUAGAAGUCAAAAGUAAUGUGUUUGACAUAAAACUUGAUGAGUCGCUGGACGAUUUUGAUUAUGACAAGUUUCAGUCUAUUACGACAAACCAGUUGGAUAAAAUCUAUGAUGACUUCUUGUGUGGCGAGGAAGCAGACACAAAUGUCGAUAUUCAAUCGUUCGCAGUGUCAUUUUUAAGAAAAAAAGUUAAAGAAGAAGCCGAAGAUUAG